GAGCGUCCCACAGCUUUUGGGCACAUUGACUUCUCAUGCAAGACUCUUACUCAGUUCCUAACUUCCGGGUUGGUUUGUCGGCUUAUGUGGUUGUCCUCGGACUAGCGGCUUAAGUUAGCAAACAAUAAAGAACCUCAGGAUUUUAGCUCACCUAACGUAGGAUACCUCCAAAUAAAAGAUAGUAGCAAACACAGGAGUUCGUGCCCUUUCUAUAGCGUUAUUUAGUGUGAAAAUUGUGAUCGAUAGAUGUGUGCAACUCAUCUGUAUAAAGAGAGCCCAAGGUAUUUUGCUGCCGGAGACGAAGGACAAGACCUCCGAAGAUUGCAUCUCUAUGAUCAAUGCGAGAAAAGCGGCUUUUCACAGACGAUGAGCAACUCUAAAAGAGCCGGGAAAGGAACUGGCGCCAUCUUGGGUCUAGAAGGCCGUUACAUCAGAAAAGCUCCUCUGCUUGAGCUCAUGAGGUCAUUGUCAUGUUCUUUGUAUCAUGCAAGACUACUCACCUGCCUCACAGGCCUCUGUGAUGUCACCAAUUGUACAGCAACUGAUAACACCCAAGACGAACUGUCCUUGCCUUGUCCACUGGACUUUUUCUUCAUAAUAAGCUGAAUGGCAGGUUGAUUUGAGAUGGAACAUGCACAGAUGGAAUGAGGAAGACAGCACAGCAUACAACUCCGGACUCUCCUGUCGCAUCUGUGCGCAUCAGCCUCUGGGCUUCCUUUCGGCUUUGACCCAGCUGCGUCAUUAGUCACAGCGCUACUUGUCCUUAGUUCUUCCCCAGUAGCUCGUGUGACAUCUCCCUUUUUGGAAAUGCUGUCUAUGUUUGGUGCAGAGAAGGAUGAAGACAGGCUUCUGAAAGCCAGCCGCAACCUGUAUGACUGUGUCUACAUGUUUGCCUCUUCAACCAACACCAUAUUCCGAAUGCUCAACCAGUUUCUUGGAACUGACAUGGCCAUCAUUACAAUAAGGGAAAACCUUAGCAUCAAAGAGAAUCUUCAGCUUCUGAUAAGUGCUCUAAAAGAGAUGCAAGAGAAAGUAGAUGUAACGGCUAAGGAUGUCCAGCAGCAAGUCAGCCAUCUAUUGUAUUCAAAGAUUGUGCUACCUUCCACCUCUGUGGAUGAAAAACUCAAGCUUGUAAAGCAACUUUAUGGGCAAUAUAAAGGAAACUUUGAAAAUAUCUGUGGUCCCAUUUCUGCCGUCCUAAUGAAGAAUGGUAAUCUCCCUGAUAAACUUGAUACUGUCAUUCGGGAUUUAAUGAGCAGUCCUGUGCUCUCUCUUCGAGUGGCUGACCUUCUCAUGACCAAAGAAGAAAUUGUUAAAGCACUUCCAGACUCCGAUGCUGCUUCAUCCCAAGUAGUGACUCCAGGGACAGCACGAGCAAGGGCUCAGAGCCAACCUAUAAUUAAAACUACUUUCUCACUUACUAACUUCAUGCGGGUGGUUUUUAAAGGACAGCCACCUAAGAAAACUAUUGAAUUAGCAGCAGAUUGCCUUGAAGAGGCUGUCAAGAUAUUGAAGCCAGCUUGUGAAAAUUUCCAAAGCAUUGUUAAGACAGUUCAAGAGUACGUCACAUUGAUUGUUGAUAAGCUGCAGUGAACCAGAAGUUGAUUGCUCAGCUGUUAGAAACUCACUUCUGUUUACACACCAGGGAAGUUGUACAAAUAAUAAAGAGAAAAAUUCUGAUUACAGCAUCUGCAUUUCCUUCCGUAACAUUUUUAAUGUAAAUAUUUGAACACUGCACUAAGAAGAAUAAACUAGGUACACUUUAGAUUUUCUAGAUUUCAAUCCUAAAAUAGGUAGUUUUAGAUUUCUAGUUUAGCAAGGUACAGCUGGUAAAAAUGCAGACAGAGAAAUAUCUGAAGAAACUGUGCUAUUAAAAAAACUAUACAAACGUUUUAAUGAAAUGUGUGUUUGAUAUUACUGCAAAAGGCUAUGCAGAAAUGUGUGUACAAAAAAAUGUAGGGAUGGCUACACACACACAGAGGGUGCAGGGGGGGGGCUGCUCAACCCCAAAACAGAUCCAGCCUUAUUAGACAGUCCCUCAAACAUUGAAACCCUUUGAGGAGCAGACUGAUGUUUGAUUGAGCUGCUUGACAGGACCCAAUCUCCCUUCCGUGCCAGUUCCUCUCUUCCCCUCUGCCGCAGCGACUCAUCUUCUUCUGUCCUUCCAUCUCUUCCUCCUAGUCUUCAUGAUCAUUGUCUUCAUCCCACUCUUCCUUGCCCAUCAUUUUAAUCUCCCUCAUCAUCAUCAUCAUCAUCAUCCCUGUGUCCACCAUCACCAUCAUCCUUGAUCCCAGUCCCUGGUUGGACAGAAUCUUACUAGGCAAGCAACACUGGUUUGAAUAAUUUUAAUAGUAAAGUCCCAUCUGUCCUUCCCCUCCCUCCUUAUUCUGCGUCUGCACUUGCUUUUAAAAGCAAGUGCAGGUACAAUCAGCAUUUUGCUUCUGCCUGGGAACUCCCCACAUCCCUAGACAUAGAAUAGAUCUGCUAGGGAAAGCUGGAGUUGUAAUUAACCCCUGCCUCAUGCAAUUCCAGGCAGAAGCAGAUGCUACAGCAUCAAGUUCCAUCUGCUUUGCUUUUAAAAACAAGUUUGGAGAAAAGAUGGAGGCACAGGACAGGCUGGCUUUUUGCAUUCAAGCUGCUGCCACCAGCCACCGCUUGCCUGGUAAGCAUUAGGUUUAGGCCUGCAGGGUGCACACAUAAGCAGAAUCAGGGCAAGAGAUAGCUCAAGAUAGGCUGGGCUUCUUGCCCCUUUCACUUGCAGAAAUCAAGCAGGAGCGUUACACUUUGUGACUGCCCUACUUGAUGUCUCAUGACACCCUAAGAAAAUGGCAUAUUUAUGUCUUUAGCAUACUUCAUUGUCAGACUCAAACGCAAAUGUUUGAGUAUAAGUCACUCAGCUCCAAGUGUUCUGGGAUGUCCCAUUAUACUUUUUUUUUUUGCUGGCUCUUUUCUGGACCUCUUCUAACUCCAUGAUAUACUUAGAUUUGUAUAAGGGCAUUAUUGGGUGAUAUAUUUACAAACCCCUUCUGAAUUCACCUUUUCCACAGCUGCCACAAAGUGGGUUGACAUUUUUAUUGAACUAUCCACCGUAACUCCAAGAUCUCUUUCUUGAUUAGUCCCUGCCAGUUCCAACACCAUAAGCAACAUUUGCCAUUUUAAUGACCAUUCAUCCAGCAUGAAGAUAUCCCUUUGGAGUUCCUCACAAUCCCUUUCUGUUCUUAUUACCCUGAAUAAUUAGGGUCAAAAGAAAACUUGGCCUCUUCAAUGUUCAUCCCUAACUCCAGGUCAUUUAUGAAGAAGUUAAAAAGCACAGAUCACAGAUGCUUCAAGGAACCCACUUCUUACACCACCUCAGUUGUGAGAACUGUCCUUUUAUUCCUCCUCUUUGCAAUGCCUCCUGAUCUUUACUGAUACUUGUCCAUAAGAGGAUCUGUCCUCUUAUCCUAUGACCGCUAAACUUACUCAAGUGUCUUUGGUGAAGGACUUUACUGAAAGCUUUUUGAAAGGCUAAGUUCAUGAUUGUAUUGGCCCAUGGGCAAGCUUAGCAGCUAUAUUAGCAGAAUAGCUGCCUGUAGGCAAGGGGGCUUAUAUUCCCCCCCCCCAGCCUUAGUUCUUGUUAGUUUAGCAUUCAGCGUUUAAUCAUGCAGGGAGAUGGGUCAAGGACGGCCAAUGAGCCCAGAGCCACCUGGAGUCUAAUCUGGGGUUCCUAACAAGCAGUUGGUGUGAUGCUAUGCCAAGAGUGUCUGUGUGAUGCUGGGAAGGUGCGUCGUUAAGCAGAUAGUGUAGAUUUUAGAGUAAUUAAUGUCCUGCCAGGCAAUUAGGGGCAUGCAGCUUAGUUGGUGUUAUGCUGUAUGAUGUAGCCUUUUCUAGUAAUUAGUAUCUCUUUGAAGUUGUCCUGUUAAAUCAACGAUCAGUGGAAUAUUAUUCUGAGACGCAAUGAUUUAAUGCUUUGCAGUUAUCAAUCAUUUAUGUAACUUCAUCAUUGACAUGUAUGUUAUAAAAGUGUCUCCGGUGCCCAGUAUGAGUGU
Rhineura floridana is the source of this 4028-nucleotide messenger RNA. RefSeq lists its product as uncharacterized. The coding region runs from base 808 to 1593 and encodes 261 amino acids. Lineage: Eukaryota; Metazoa; Chordata; Lepidosauria; Squamata; Rhineuridae. The record is from RefSeq and is a predicted model, not a curated record. The transcript has 6 exons.